Molecule: messenger RNA, 8433 nt
Organism: Hemicordylus capensis (graceful crag lizard)
Lineage: Eukaryota; Metazoa; Chordata; Lepidosauria; Squamata; Cordylidae
Gene: VPS37B
Product: VPS37B subunit of ESCRT-I
Exons: 4
Coding region: 176-1036 (286 amino acids)
Biological process (GO): ubiquitin-dependent protein catabolic process via the multivesicular body sorting pathway; protein targeting to vacuole; protein targeting to membrane
Cellular component (GO): ESCRT I complex
Source: RefSeq, a predicted model, not a curated record
GCCGCGGCACUUCCGGCGGGGCGCUGAGGGCGGAGGGAGGGGCGGGAACAGCCUCCGCCGGAGCAGCAGCCCGCUCCAGUCGAGCCGGCGGAGCGGAGCUGAGAGGAGGCUGCUGCCGCUGCGGCGGGUGUCGUCGGGCUCCUUCUCUCGCCUUCCCCCCACCACCACCCCCGCCAUGGCGGUGGACGCGAGGCGGCUGGAGGGCCUCAGCCUCCACCAGCUGAACGAGCUGCUGGAAGACGAGGAGCAGCUCCAGCGCAUGGCCGGAGAGAUGGAGGAGGCCCAAAAUGUUCAGCUUACCAAGGACAUGACCCUUGCCAGCAACCGUAGCCUGGCUGAAGGCAACCUUUUAUACCAGCCAAAGUUGGAUGCCCUGAAGGCUGCACUGACGCAGAAGUACCAGGAGCUGCAAGUUAUCUUCGAAGCAUAUCAGAUGAAGAAAACCAAGCUAGACAGACAAUCCAGCAAUGCUUCCCUGGAAACCUUGCUAGCGCUGCUUCAGACGGAAGGGGCGAAGAUUGAAGAAGACACGGAGACCAUGGCCGAGAAGUUCCUGGACGGGGAAGUUCCGCUGGACACCUUCAUUGACGAAUAUCAAAGCCAAAGGAAACUGGCUCACUUGCGGCGUGUGAAGAUCGAGAAACUCCAAGAGAUGGUGCUGAAGGGACCCCGACUCCCCCCGGCACCCCCUCAGCCCCGAGCGAUGGAGACGCCCUCGGCGCUUCAGACUUCCGAGGCCAGCACCCCUCCUUCGGUGGUGCCCCGCCGCCACCCACCCCUGCCGCCCCCUGUGGCAUCAGCAUCGGUCCCAGCAGGGCGCUUCCCUACCCCAUUUACAGCAGCGAUGAAUGUGGGGCCAGCCCUCCCUUACCCAAGCGGCCCCUACCCACCUCUCCCCCCACGAACAGGAGUUCCGCCUACGAGUCAAAUGCCACCGCCGGGAUACCCCGCUCAGUUUGUGCCCCAGUACCCCCCAGCGCUGCCCCAAAGACCACCGCCUCGCCUCCCACCCAACCCUGGCUUUAUCCUUCAGUGAAGACGCCAUCAUGCCCUGACUCGCAUAUCGGUGCUGUCCUCCUUACUCCUUUUCGCUCCCUGAGACUUGACCGAAGCAGUGGGAAACCUCCAGGGCGUUGCACACGAGUAGAAAAAACCCCAGGCUUGACAACGGGUGAAGCAUCGGUGCAUUCUACAAAUGUGACCAUGUUUAUUCUCCUCCCCCCCCCCACUGAAAGGGACACAACAUCUGCAUAAAACUCAUGGUGGGACAGCUGGAAUCUGUAAACUUGGUGAGGGGUCUCCUUUAGAAGAGGGGAUUUGCCAAGCCCUUGAGAGACACAUUUCAGCCAACAUGGAGCCUGCUGUCCUUCACGGGAUCUCGUCUCCUCAACUACUUGAUUUGAGCACAGUGAACUGUGAACUACCGAUUCCACAAAACCCAUCUCCGUUUGGAUAUUCGAAUGGCAGCUGUGGCACAGGUGUUCCGACUACAAAAAGCACCGUGGAAACUCCCUUUUGAACGGCUUGGCAGCCUCGUUGCUUGUGGGACGCGAAUGAGUGUGGAGUUCAGUUUCGCUAGUUGACAGUGGUGUUAGCACCUGAUUGGGGUGGGGUGGCUCUCCCCAGGUCGCUGCAAGUCCCGUUUGUUUUGCUGGGCCCUUGAAUUGCCUUCUUAAAGAACGUGUGUGUGUGUGUGUUGUGGUGGGGUGGGGGGAGAUUAGGGGACAAUUUUCCUCUUACACAUAACCUCCAGAAAGUCUCAGGAUUUAAAAAAGUAAUAGUGAAUUGAAAUUGUUUCUUGCUUUGGGUAGUUUGGCCAUCCCUUCCACAGCUUGUGCCACUGGAGAGGCCUCCUGCCGCUCCCUCGCCUGCUUCCUGCCCCCCCCCACUCUCACCACCCCCCUUGAAUACCACUUGUCUAGGAGGUGCUGGAACGCCACCUCUUGCUCCUAAGUUCCCCUGCCAUGAAAGCAAGAGACGCUUCCAAAAGCCUUCGCUUCUCCUGCCUUUGCACUUCUUGGGUAAGGUCUGUCAAGUAUGCGUUUGAUGCAUCUUGCUUUAGCCCAUGUGACUUCUGCCCAAUUUGGUGGCCAGUCGGCAUUCUUCCAGUCUAUAUUCCUACCAUCUCCCGACCCCAAGCCAAAGGCCCCUUGCUACUGGUACCUUCCUAUCUGCCACCUCUUAGGCCAGGAGAGGGCCUUUCUCCUCCUCCUGUAACCUUCUGUUCCUUUCUGAAAGUGGAAGAACUGCUUCCUUAAGAGGUCUCAUUUGAGACUGCUGUUCCCGGUAUGGUCAUGGCCUCUUGGGUUUCCCCCCCAUAACUUUUUGCAGUCAUGAUGGCUUCCAAGUUUGAAAUUGCAAAUGCUGCUUUCGGCUUUCCAGGGGCUGGCUCUCGGUCCUAUACAAUUUGCGACAGAAUUGAAAAGCUGCUAAAUGGACUAUAAACAUCCCCCCCCCAUUGUAUAGGGGGUUCCUUCAAAGAGUCUGCUAGAGGGUAGACUAUUUUGGAGGAUUAACCCAUUUCACACCAUGGCUCACUUGGGAUUUUGAGUCGUCCCUGGAUUUCCAGAAGCAUGGAACUCUGAAAUGCCUCGGGGUGGGGGUGGGGGCUUUUGGGGCUGCCCUUGAAUUUGGGAGGAGAUACGCGGAGCCUGAAUAUUUCAGGGGUUUGUUCCAUGUUCCAAGCCGAGGACACCUUGUUGGAUUGCAGGGCCUUGCAGCGUCUCAGAACAGAGCUUUCGGAAACCUGGAAAGAAGCAAAUGGGAAAAUCAGUGGGAAGAACAGAAGGUGGAAUCCAUUGACGUACGUGUCAUCUUGCAGUAUGACUCUAUGAGAGGGCGGUGGGUUGUGGGGAGCUCAAAUGGUAUUUCUGUUUCUUUGUGUUUACUUCCCAUCAUAGUGCCUUUCAGGGACCGCUCGUUUGAUACAAAGGCUAUGAAAUCAUGUAGGCUGAAUGCAGAUAGAAAGUUGUGCUGUCUUCAGUAGCUGGGAGAAUUCCCUUGUGUGUUGUCGAAAGAUGCAUCGUUAAGGCUGUUGGAGUUGGCAUGGCUUGCAUACUGGCAGCCGUAAUGCAACUCUUGGAAGUUGUGCCUCUUUUGCAAGUGGCAAAAGAAGGAAUGUUGCUUCUCAAGUUGAGUAAGAGGCUCAAGUCUGGCAUCAAGGCAUCAAGGCACUGUAUGGUGGAGGCAAGCACUCUUCCAAAAGAACCAGGUAGUCACAAAGGCAUCUGGGUGACGGACUUCUUCUAUAGAGCUUUAACUCUCACCCUCCAGUGACAGAGAUGUGGAAUUUGUCUUGCUUGGUCCGAAGUAAUGAAUAUGACUGGCAAACGUGCGUCUAGCGUAAUAGAUCCUUUUCCCGCUUCUUGUUUGCACUUCUUAGCCCAGCCAGGAAACUGGGUGGCAGGAGUUGUAGCCACUAGGGAUCUGCAGGUCACUUUGGGUAUUAUGCUGAUGGGGUGGCAAGAGAGUAUCCAGCCACCCAGUGCCGGAGGGGAAAGCGUGGCGGGGGAGGUAAGAGCCCCCUCCCCAUGCCUUAAAGGAGCCCCCACCUUCCAGGUACGCACAGAGCCGGUUCCGUGCACACCCCUAGUAGCCAUUAAUCCUGCCCCAAUGGCUGAGCAAGGUCUUUUCGUGCAGCAAGAAAGCUGAUCGGGCUGUGGGACUGAGAAGAGGCCAGCCAGACCCGUCGUGCUGGUGACUAGGUGUUGAAAGCAUUGGGAUGGGAGAGCCAAAGGUCCACCAAAUGGGAUGGCCAGGAAAGCAUCCAUCAGGCUCAAGUGCCACAUUAUUCCAUUCAGGCAGCACAUCUCUUAAAAUAUGGCGAGCAAAGCUGCUCCCGGCAGCAUGUCCACAUCUGGAGCGGGGGAGGCGAGGUGAGGCUGGGUGUUGUCCCUUCAGCCCUGUAGCCUCAUGAGGAGGAGGAGGAGGAGGAGGGAGAAACAGGCAGCCACACUUCUAAGGAGGCUGUACGACCUAUAGAGAGCAAAUGUGGAAGUGUGAAUUGGUUGGAUCGGUGCAUUCAUUUUCAGCCUGCCUGAAUGUAAACUCCCAGUUAAUCUCUUAAUGUAACUUUCUUGAACAGUUGCCAAUGGAGACUUCCCCACCUGCUCCCCAACAGUCUCCCCACCUUCCCUGCCUCUUUCCCCACCUUCUUCCUACCAGUCUGCAGCGGACACGUUACCCUUUGGCGACAGAAGCAAAGCUUUUGCCAGGUUUGUGCAACCCAGUUCGGCCAUGAAGGGAUCGGAACCGAGUCUCUGUCUGAGCACUUCUGAUCUGGGUCCCUGUCUGUGCAUUUCAAGGAUGACUGAAAAGAGCGAAAUGCAAACCUCUCUGGCCGGGAGGCCCCUUUCUUCAAGCCAUAAUAGUGUGGAUUGGUGAAAAGUUGGAAAUGUUUCCCUUUCACAGGUCUGACUUGGUGCCUGCCAGCAAACUGCCAGGCACAUUGAUCUUGGAACAGGAUGUGUUGCUGUCUGAAAAUGGAACUCUGAGCCAAGAUCAGUAGGGCCUGACUCUUUGGGCCCUGGUGUGGGGACUCGCUCCUCCAAUGUAGACGUGGGGCUUAUGAAAACCUUCAGAAAAUCUGAUGCCCAGAGGCUUGCUGAUGAACCCAGCCUGGGACCUCUUCAGUACUCUGUGGACGGCACGUGACUUUUCUCUUCCUUACAAAGCAACAUAUCCUGGUAUUUGCUUACCACUGUGUACCCAUUAUAAUUUCCUUCUGGCACGGUGAACUGUGAGUUGGUUUAUCCUUUUGACUUUGUGUGCUGCUAAUGGUGGAGUGUAAAAGCUUCAGGCAUCAAGGCUUGGGGAACUGGCUUUGGGUUCCUUCAGAAGUCAGCGGUGGUUCUUCAUAAAGGAUGCUUCUUGCCUGACUCACCAAAGACACAGAGGUGAUCCCGUGAGUCACUCCAGUGUCCAAAGACAUGUGUCAAGUUUGGUUGCAUGACUUAAGAUGGAGAUGGAGCCACCUUCUGGCUCACGGGUCUGUCUCAAAACUGGUUGUGUUGCUUAUGAUGAUGAGUCAUUCAAAUGACAAUUUGGGGUGAGAGGCUGCUUCUUGCAUUCUUCUAAGGGUUGAUUCGCAACUCCUGGUAGCUUAGUCACAGGGGCGUCUUGGAGCCAGCUGUGUGUGAAAUGCAAGACUCUAAAGCAGGGUGGCCAAUUGAAGGCUCUCUAGCUGCUGGACUACAAAUCCCACCAUCCCUUGCCACAUUUUACUGCAGCCAGGGAGGAUGGGAGUUGUAGUCCAACAGCAGCCAGAGAGCCUUGGGUUGACCAUCCCUGAUCUAAAGAAUGCAAGAAUUUGCACCACCAUCCCUCCCUUGCUUUAGAAUUCAUCUUUUUAUAUCCCUCGGUGGCAGACAGGCCUCUUCUUGAUGCUUGCUUAUAACUUUAUCUGAUGCCUGCCAAACCAAGAUGGGUACCAAUUGUGUCUUCCUGCCGUGUUUUAUAAUGCUUUCCCUUUGAUUAAAAAAAGGAUUUGUUCUCCUGGUUCUCCCACACCUGCCCCCUUACACAUCCAAAAGUAAAAUUUCAGAGCCUGCUGUUGCCCAAAUAGGCUGAGGGGCCACCCAGACUUGGCCUUGUGACUUUUGAUCAGAGCCUCCUUGAACUGCAACUGCGAGGGCUUGUCUACACUGCCUGGCUUCUCCCUAAGGACCUCUGGGAAUUGCAAUACAGGGAGAACAUUAAAGGGUGUCAGAAGUCCUGGUGUGCUCUCAAGAGUCCCCGGCUUCUGGGUCAGGAGCUACGGCAGGCAGACUUAAAACCACUUGCGUUGCUGACGUUCGGUGUCGCCUUAGUCUGUAACCAGGGACAUUUUUGCAAAUCUGUUCUUCUCUGUUCUAGGUGCUGAACUAGCAUUUGGAAUGCACAGGACACAAUGCCAUAAGCCCAGUUGUGGAUUUUACACUGCAUAUUUCCAUACUUAAGUGUCUGGGGACUGAUAUUGCCCACCUGUUUCUAUCAGGAAAUAGCCCAAAAAUGUAUGUGUGUUUUUAAAAAAAUAAUGCCUUUUUAAAAAAAAAAACACUCCUUUGCAAUUGCUGAAACCAUUCAGGGAUACCUCAUGCAGGAAAGAACCACACUACAACCAGCUGCCGUGAGGAGAGUCCCCCCCCCACCCAGCCAGGAGCAAUGCAUCAUGGUAGACGAGUGACUGGCGCGUGCCUUAGGAUCACUGUUUGUGACUUGUUGAGAGGAGAGACCCGCAUAUCUUUCAGCUCAGCGGCCAUUUGAUUGUCUCUGUUCCAAGGGCUCCUUUUUCCUACUUCAGGGGUUUUUGAACAAAACCCAAGGCAGUAUCUGCUAUUUGCUUGCUUGUCAGCCGUGAGACGUUAGACCAGUGGCGGGACCUAGUUUGCUGAGGAAGACUCUGCUCUUUGAGUCUGAAGUGGCAACUAGGAAAAAAAGAGUCACAGGGCGGCUGAGCUGGCUGGACUUGUGCCCACUCCUGCCCUGGGCAUUGCCAACUGCUGGCACGGCUGAGAAAAUGCUGGAUCAACUCUUCUUGCCUGUGAGUGGCAGAAAAAAAGGCCCUAGCGUGUGAGUCGCCCUUGUGUAUAAAGGCCUACUUCUGCUUCAGUUUUGGAGGGCAGAGGGGGAGGUUUCUGGCGAGCGCCUCCUUGCCAAGGACCACAAGUUUCAUAUGGAGCAGAGCUGGGGUGGGGUGGCCCUCCAGAUGAUGUGGAACCUCAGCUCCCACCAUUGUGGCUGGGGGCAAGGGGAGUUGGAGGUCAUCGUCAUCUGGAGGGCCACGUUUGCCCAGCCCCGAUGCAGAACAGGGGUUCCCAACCUGCGGUGCCCCAGAUGAUGAUGAUGAACUACAACUCCCAACAUCCCCAACUGCAGUUUAUUGUGCCUGGGGAUGGUGGGAGUUGUAGUUCAGCAAUGUCUGGAAUACCACAGGCUGGGCACCCUUGAUGUAGCAUGUGUUGGAGCAAAAUAGAGGCCAUACCAAUAACUUAAUAUAGGUAGAAGAGUUGCAGCAAAAAGGAAACCGCCAUGUUUGAGGUUCAGUGAGCCGUCCUCUUGAGUGCCCCAUAGGGAUGCCCCUAACCAGCAGUAGCAGAAGUGUGAGCUGGCUGCUGCAGUGAAUGGGGGGGAGGGAGAUCUCUUUCAUACACCUGCUUGCAAGUAGUUUUCUGGUCCUGCUUCCUUCUCCGUGGAUGUAUGUCUGCUGUAAGGAAGCCUUGCCAAUGGGGCUAAGCCACAAUGUAUAGGAGACAGGAGAGGCUGAUCACAGGAGUCUUCCUGACCAACCAGAGACUCCUGUCUGAAGAACAGGAUUGCGAAGCAGGGCUUCCCCCACCCCACCCCCUUGCGCGGUAGAGCCAGAGAGAGGCUACUAGGAGUGUGGUUCUCUCUCGUGCCAAAGCCUACGUUGGCAGGCAUUAUGAUUUCAGAUGCCUGCAAAUGGCAAAUACUGCCUGAACAGAACUUGCGGUUUGUUUAAUCUGACAAAAGCAGUCCUUGAGCUCACAGAGAGAAGUUUGAAUGGUGUUAGAAUAGAGAGUGAAUCUCUUUUAGUGUUCGGUUUGGAAUGUUUAUAAACUUUUUGCUGAUCUUUAUAUGCAACUUUGCAAGUGUGUGUGUGUUCAGUAUACCCGUACUGUGCAGCUAGUGGUGUUAGUAGUCUUUAAACAACACACUUCUCCUGCGGUGAAAGAAGCCAUGGUCCCUUAACAGGGUUAAUGGGGGUUGGGGGGGUGGGGCGGGAAGAGAACAGCCACUUAAAAAAAAAAUUGUCCUAAUUCACUGCUCUUAGAGUAUCCAUGUGUAGAGAAGUCAGGUAAUAUGGAAUUGCACAAGACCGCAGCUUGACAUUAGUUCUGAACUAUUUCUUGGUUUGUAUUUAUUAUGGGGAACGUGGGAACGGAUUUUGCUGGCUGGCAUAGCUCCAUUCAUCCAGAUUUAGCAGCAGAUGUGCAGGACGGCUUUGUGAAGCCUCGCGUGCGUUCUUCUUGUGGCUUCUGAUAAUGCAGUCCAAACAACUGUAAGCCAGUGUAACAUUUGCUCUCAACAGUGAGGCUGGCUGUGUGCAUUAAGUGACAAAGUCGGGGACAAGUAUCAGGGCAAUAUUCUGGACCAUUAAGCCUUGCUACUCGUGCCUCAGGGUGCUUGUUACUUGACACUUAAUCUUUGAAAUGGAGCAUGCUGGCUGAAGCCCCAAAGCAAGCUGCUGGGAAUGGAGAAACUUUAACUAGGCCUUGAGCAAAAUCUCACCCUGCUCCAGAAGGAUGACAUCAACUAAUGUAACAAGACUAUAAGUGUGUUCUGUGUGCUGUAGAGCAGAUGAGAAUGUGGUUAAACCAAGCUUUGGAGCUGAAGGCUGUUCACUUUUUUCUCUAGAGUUGGCUGUUUUUAUAUAAUGUAACCAAUUCAGGAUUGCAGUGAUUACUGAAUUAAAAAAUCCUAGAUUUUGUACAA